AUGGCCCCUCUACGCGGCCUUCCACCCCGAUCCGCGCCACCGCGAAAAUCAAUCCUAAAGACAUCUUCCAGCCCCGCCACAGCCACAGCGGAUACAGAUUCUCUCUUCCCAUCCUCCAAGAAAGACAAACGCCGGAUCAAACAUGCUUUGCUUCUAGACCGAGUCACCAAGUCUUCAGCCAAGAAGCCCAAACGAAGACGGCCGAACAAGAAACUAGUCACGACUCUCGGUGCCUUGGCCGACGCUCUUCCCAGCGCUGAUAACGAUGGUGAUUCUGUACCCGGCACAAAUGGGCCGGCGGGAUCCCGCCCACAGGACCAAAUCAACAUCAUCAAGCGCAAGAGCAUGAAGUCCAGGCCUGGCGCCCUGAAACGGAGAGAAAAGCUGGACAAGGGCGAACGGGACCGCUUCGCUAAGAACAUGGCGCAACUGGCUGCUUCGAAACCCGCGGCUUCGUCUGGGCAAGCCGCCUCUGAACAGAAGUCAACUGUGCCCUCUGCGAGUGAGCGGUUGGCGGCGCUGCGAGGAUUCAUUUCGCAGACUCUCGAGACGAGGCCGGUCUUGAAGAGCAUGACAGCGACAACGACAGCGACAACGAAAUGA
This is a messenger RNA of Capronia coronata CBS 617.96, 603 nucleotides long. RefSeq lists its product as uncharacterized. NCBI's taxonomy places the organism in Eukaryota, Fungi, Ascomycota, Eurotiomycetes, Chaetothyriales, Herpotrichiellaceae. The record is from RefSeq and is a predicted model, not a curated record. Gene Ontology annotation, biological process: maturation of SSU-rRNA from tricistronic rRNA transcript (SSU-rRNA, 5.8S rRNA, LSU-rRNA). Gene Ontology annotation, cellular component: nucleolus; 90S preribosome; preribosome, small subunit precursor. The transcript has 2 exons. The coding region runs from base 1 to 603 and encodes 200 amino acids.